AACGGGAGUCCCGAGAGCAUGAGGAGCCGACCACGUCGGAAAUGACAGAGGAGACCUACCCACCCAAGGCCUACCGACCCAAGCACGGGCGCCUCUCCGAGCUCAAGGCUGAGGCCCUGAAGAAGGACCGCCGGAAGAAGCUGACCCUGGCCAAGUUUGUGGGCAUGGCGGAGAACACGGCGCACCCCCGGGUCGUCAUCCCUGAGCUCCGGCAAGAGUUUGAGCUGGGCCCCUGCCGCAGGCACAUGGAGGCAUCCCUGCAGGAGCUCAAGAGCAGCCAGCGGAUGGUCCCCCGUGCCGUCCACCUCCCCAACUGUGACCGAAAAGGCUUCUACAAGAGGAAGCAGUGCAAGCCCUCCCGAGGCCGGAAGCGUGGGUUGUGUUGGUGCGUGGACAAAUACGGCAUGAAGCUGCCGGGGACUGACUACCUGAGCGGAGACCUGCAGUGCCAUGCGUUCGACAGCAGCAACGUGGAGUGAAGUCGCAUCCCCUCCCUCCACCCCAUCACUACCUACCCAAGCUCCCUUCCACCCUCCCCUCUGCACCUCCCCGCACCCCGGGACUCCGAUUCCUUUCAUCUCAUGUAAGAAGAAAAAAAGAAAGGAAAAGAAAAAAGAGAAAGGAAGGAAAAG
Pelecanus crispus (Dalmatian pelican) is the source of this 632-nucleotide messenger RNA. The record is from RefSeq and is a predicted model, not a curated record. Lineage: Eukaryota; Metazoa; Chordata; Aves; Pelecaniformes; Pelecanidae.